AAGAUGCUGUCGUCUCUGGGUCCGACUGAGCCCUGGUCAGUUCGGGAGAAACUCUGUCUCGCCUCCUCAGUGAUGAGAAGCGGAGACCAGAACUGGGUGUCUGUAAGCAGAGCCAUCAAGCCCUUCUCAGAGUCUGGACGACCCCCGGACUGGUUCUCCCAGAAGCAUUGUGCCUCCCAGUAUUCUGAGCUGCUGGAAACCACAGAGGCCCCAAAACGUAAACGGGGUGAGAAAGGGGAGGUGGUCGAGACCAUUGAGGAUGUGAUCGUGCGUAGAUUGACAACAGAAAGGAUCGAGGAGCUCAAGAGGCUGAUCAAAGACACACAAGAGAAAUACAGGAAACUGAAGAAAGAGGUGGAUUUGAUCCAGGCAGGCCAUCUGGACCCUAAACUGGAGGAGCUGUGGGCAGAUGUAGAGCUAAAGAGGAAGCAGGAAGAAGAGGAGGCGGAGCUGAAGAAGAGGGCGACUGAGGCAGCAUAUCAGGUUCGUCAGGCAGCUAAAAAUACACCAAAGAGAGUUCCCAGCGUGACAGUACGUUCUCCGCCCAGUGCUAGUUCCCCCAGCCUGGACGUCUCGCAACCAGAAACACUGCAGCCAAUGACAGAUGAAUCUUGUGCCAGUCCCAUGGCUCAAGGACUGACCGUCUUCAUGCCUGUGUCAGAGGUCAUAGGUCCAGGGCCUAAAGAGUCAGGUCUGGCCCCUAUGGUAGAUGACUCCCCGCAGAAGAAGCACCUUGCUCCAAAAGCCACACCACCUCCCUCCCCGCUGCUGUCUGAACUGUUGAAGAAGGGCAGUCUCAUCGCUGCCAGCUCUAGACUUGUGGUUGAAGGUGACGUGGCCACAGGUUUGAGUAAUGGAUCUCAUGGAGUUGAGCUUCACACUGCUGCAACGGCUCUGCCUGCGAAUCAAGACACUACAGCUGGUGCUCCUACAUUAUCUCGUCUGUUGGAAAGUGCCACCCCAGUGCAGCCACCUGUCAGUGCUGAUCCCCCUAAGCCCCCCACAGUGGUCCCCCCAGCCCCAGACCACCUCUCUGUGCCCAAAACAGGAGCUGCAGCCGUUGCUGAAGGUUCUGGAGCAGAAGCGGUAAUGGCUGGGUCUUCCACGCCGACUGAGGUGGAGGGGAAGGAGGCAGAGCUGGUGGAGGAGGACACAGUGGUGUCAGUGUCAUACAUGGCCCAUGAACUGGACCUGGAGACAGUGGGAGACAUCAUUGCAAUCAUAGAGGAGAAGGUGGAUGAUCCUGUGGAGGCUUUGGACGCAGCCGCAGUGGAGGCGGCUCUCUCUCUCUGUGAGGACCCAGCAGUCAGUGGCCACCCCCUCACUAGUCCUUGGGAGUCACAGACCUUUAAGGCAGCCGAACCAGAGCCCAUCGUCCAGCAGAGUCCUGCCCCAGUGUUCACACCGAGCAGCCCUGACCCUGCGGGUGUGCAAGGAGAAAUGGAGGUUCUGGUAGAGGAGGCUGCAGAAACCGAAGCAGUUGACGAAGUGACAGGGGACACCGUGGCACCUGCCGCCCCUGACACAGAGCAGAGCCAGGACUCUGAGGUUAAGACUGAGGGCGAGAGGGAAGGAGAGGGAGAAGGAGGGAUGGAGGAAGCGCAGCAGGAGAACAGAACCCUGAGUCCAGCCAUGAAGUGUGAGGGGGAGGACUGGGUUCAGCCAGAAACCGUGACGCCCUGUCUGGACUCAGAAGACAGCUCGGCCUCGGCGAAAGACACAAAGGAAGUAAAGGAAGAGGAUGUAGGCAGUGAGGUGGAUGUGGAUGAAGGGAUGGAGAUGAAAGAGUGUGGCGAUGGGGACGGAGAGGGGCCGUAUCUCUCAGAGGUUGAUCCUCCUGCCAGUGAGAGUGAGGAUGGAUACGGCAGUCACUCUCAGCGCUACACUACAGCAGACUCCACCGCCAGCAGCCCUGCCUCAUCUCAGUUCUCCAUGUGCAGUGAAGAUCAAGAGGCCUUGCAGGCUCAGAAGAUCUGGAAGAAAGCCAUCAUGCUGGUGUGGCGGGCAGCAGCCAAUCACAGGUAUGCAAGUGUGUUUCUGCAGCCUGUGUCUGAUGACAUCGCUCCUGGUUAUCACAGCAUUGUACACAGACCGAUGGACCUAUCAGCCAUCAAGAAGAACAUCGAGUCUGGGCAGAUCCGCACAACAGCGGAGUUCCAGCGUGACAUCAUGCUGAUGUUCCAGAACGCGGUGAUGUACAACAGCUCGGAUCAUGACGUCUACCACAUGGCCCUAGAGAUGCAGAGGGAUGUUCUGGAACAGAUCCAGCAGUUCUUGGCCACUCAGCUGAUCAUGCAAACAUCAGAAUCAGGCAUCGGCACCAAGAGCCUGCGCGGAAGAGAGGCCAACCGCAAACAAGACCCCAAUGAGAAGACCCUGAGUCCUGCACACAAAGACCCUCAUUUAGAGCCAGAACCACCAGCCAGAAGGAAAAGGAACAACUCCAAACAAGACACUAAUGAGAAGGAUGGAGGCACCAGAGGGCGCCGCAGUGCCAUUGAGGCUGAUAUGAAGAUGAAAAAGUGAACUGAGAUGUCACGCUGCAGCUGUUACAGAAGUUCAGAUAGGCUUCAUUUCCGUUUUGUUAAGACAUUCUGGCUAAGUUUAGUUACUCAAUGCCUCGGUAGCUUGACGCAGCAAUUCUACUUACAGAAGGACACAGAAAGAAGGGAAUUUUUAAGGGCUUGACCCUCUUUCACAGAAACCCUUCAGUCCUAGACCUGAAAAACUGGUCAAGUGUACUCUGAUUCUAGACUCACAAGACAGGACAAACUGACCUCGUGUUUAUUUGAAUUUAGGAGUUGCUUAAAAGUUUUUGACUUGAUGUCACUAAUUUAGCUGUCAUCACUGGCCUUUUAAAAAAAAGCUGAAUGUACCACCGUCAUGACCACUGAAUGGUUAGAAAUCAGAAUGUCAUUUUGUAGAGCUAAGAAUGAAACCUUACAAGCCAUUGUUCAAAACAAAGAUUACUGUCGCCUUAUCAGUUUGAGAUGAUGUGGAACGCUGAACGACGGAGGAAGGAGCAAUAAAAAUUCUAUAGAAAUGAAGACGGAUACAAAGUUUCUUUUAACUUGAUUUUUGCCUAUAGUCAGGAUUAUGGAUGCUUUGGUUUACAGUUAAAGGCCUACUGUACUAUGUUCAGUUUGUUUUCAUUCUUUAAGUGAGACUUACUUUGACAUCUGUAUGUUUAGAAAGAACAUAUAGUUUUGUACAGGGUCUUUGUGUACAGUGUUUUUGUAUAUUGUGUCAUGAAAUGUUUUAAUAAAACAUGAGAGUCUGCAAUAACAAGA
Messenger RNA from Cyprinus carpio (common carp), 3290 nucleotides. RefSeq names its product bromodomain-containing protein 8-like. The record is from RefSeq and is a predicted model, not a curated record. Lineage: Eukaryota; Metazoa; Chordata; Actinopteri; Cypriniformes; Cyprinidae. Gene Ontology annotation, cellular component: NuA4 histone acetyltransferase complex. Gene Ontology annotation, molecular function: protein binding.